This is a messenger RNA of Notothenia coriiceps (black rockcod), 1181 nucleotides long. Its product is annotated as cullin-9-like. The transcript has 2 exons. The record is from RefSeq and is a predicted model, not a curated record. NCBI's taxonomy places the organism in Eukaryota, Metazoa, Chordata, Actinopteri, Perciformes, Nototheniidae. The annotation marks the transcript as partial.
AGUCCGACGCACUUCCUGGGGGCUUGGGCUCCACCCUCCGUACGGCAGGGGGCUCCACCCUCCGUACAGCAGGGGGCUCCACCCUCCGUGCAGCAGGGGGCUCCACCCUCCGUGCAGCAGGGGGCUCCACCCUCCGUACACCCUCCGUACGUCAGGGGGCUCCACCCUCCGUACGGCAGGGGGCUCCACCCUCCGUACAGCAGGGGGCUCCACCCUCCGUACAGCAGGGGGCUCUACCCUCCGUACACCCUCCGUACAGCAGGGGGCUCUACCCUCCGUACACCCUCCGUACAACAGGGGGCUCCACCCUCCGUACAGCAGGGGGCUCCACCCUCCGUACACCCUCCGUACAGCAGGGGGCUCCACCCGCUCUCUUUCCCCGCAGAAGAAGAAGAAUCCUCCCUUCACAGAUGCACCAGCAGCUCGGAGCUCCGGACUCUUUUUCUCCAGUUUUUGGUCCUCCAGCCUCCGGGAGGAAGAGAAAGCUUUGGCCGCAGAGAGACGUCUGUUCCCCGGCAGGUAGGAUGUCAGAGCGGCGGGGGGGGAACCUCUUGGUUCAGCUGGCUCCUCGUCUGCAAGCGUUUCCAGAGGAGUUGCUCCGACAGCGCCGUAACCAUGACGGCCAGAUGGAGUACCUGAUUCGCUGGUGCCUGGUCACCAUAGACGACGGCACCGGGAGCGGGGCCAGUGAAGGGGGCGGGGCUAGCAGCGAUGGGGGCGGGGCUAGCGGCUCUGGGUCAGACAGCAAAGCAGAGAACGUCCUGAUGUGGAUGUCCCUGGAGGACGUGUACUGUAACUGCCCCUCUCUGCUGGGCAAGAGGAAGGACCAGGAGGCCAAUCAGGAGAGAGAGGACUUCCCCCCAGACCACACCUUCGACGAGGGGGAGCUGUCCGACAUGAAGGAGGACGUGAAGAACCUGGUGAGGCGUGCCCGGAAACAGAUGCUGAAGAAGAGCGACUUCUCCAUCAGCAUCACGCACACGGUGCACGUGCUGAGCGCCUACGCUGCCAUCGGCUCGUUGGUGGGCGUGUUCAAGGAGACGGGCGCGCUGCACCUCCUCAUGGAGCUGCUCUGCAACAAGGAGACGCAGACCAGGCGCAGCGCCGGCAAGAUGCUGCGCGCACUCGCAUCACAUGACGCAGGUAACCAAGCGUUCUGAUUGGCCAACAGCUGCUGACCU